AUGGAGGAGGGUUUUACACUUCCUCAGCUGGCGCAUGUGUGGGCCAUUGUGGUUCGCCAUUCCUGCUUGUUUCGAGACUACCACCGGCAGCUUGUCCCCCAGAUGUUUUACUCGCUACCUCGUAUUGGUCUGCCUUUGAACGCCUCCUACGAAAAUAGAAGGCUCGGCGUCGAUAUGGCAGAGCUACUUGUGGAAUGGGAACUUGAUUUCCAUGAGGACAUGCGCAGCAGAAAUUCAAAUGGAAGGCAAAGUCCGUCGUCGUCAACCAAUAAUACUGGGGAAUCAAGCGCUAAAGAACAUCAAAUAGACACUGAGAAAGACCCGCCGGAUCCCGAAGAGAGCGGUUCUGACUUUCGCAUAGAUCCGGGCAUGAUCUUUCUAAAUUUUUUGAUCCGUCUUGCGUGCCAGGUGAGCGAACCUUCCGAGCACGGAAGAGAACUGUCCCAGCGUUGUCUGACCUUGCUUGAGAAAACGGUGUCCAAUGGUCUUUGGAAGAACUCCCUCAUAAAGUUCUCCUUCUUUGAGAAAGUGGUUCUUCAAUCGAAUCCGGACAACAUUGGCAACUGUGCGAGUGUUAGUACUUCUCUCACCAUCUUGCAAAUAAUUUUAAAGAACGAGCCGGAAGACGUCGUGGUUCAACGGCUGUGUGAGCUGAAGCACGUGCUUCCAGCCUAUUUAGGGUUUAAAAACGACCUUUGCACCUCCCAAUUUAGGUUCCUGUUGAAGAUUGUAUUGUCCGUCUAUUCUGUCCACGGACACACCGUCUCGUCCCGCGGAAAUUCAGUUUUAGAACUGGACCAGUUUUAUGAAAAACUGGAAGCUUACCUCCACAAUAGACUGAACGCUGCAAUACGUUUUGCUUGGAAAAAUAGUGAAACAGAUGCUGGGAAUAGUUUGAGUCCAGAAAAUGAGGGCAAUAGUAAUAGCCAAUCUGUUAGUAAUAUUGAUGGUAAAACCGAUAGUAACCCAGAGUCUACCAGUAAUACCCCUACCACUGCCACUACUACGAAUACUAGUAGUUCUAAUAAUCCUAAUACUACCGCCACCACUAAUUCUACUGCGGUGGAUCAAAGCCCCUUUGGAACUUUUACUCGUCGUAAUAGUUUUAACGCUCCCUUCUUAUAUCUUUCGCACGCUCUCGUGUACCUCAAGGAGGUUUGGUCCUACUAUCCUAGCUACGUCGACCGCUUCCUCCCCUCCCUACUAAAAGUAUUGGACUUCCUCUUACACGAUCGCCUAAAUCCGAUGGCGCCAGUCGGCUCCAGUUCUCCCAAAGCGCGCCCUGUUUCCUUUCUAGAUAUUGAUGACUUGUUGACCGCUUUGAUCGACAUGCUCUCCUCCAGGAGUGGCAAACUUUCUCCCCCCGAAAAAGACGCUUUUCUAAAGACGUUGCGUUCCCUCCUCCAGCAGUCCAGCAGCCCCUCGUUGGUCUCACACGUGGUCAAUCAAGUCAGACGUUGGAUCACCACCACCAAGUUUACUUUGAAUGAGAACACUGAGUUGAUACUGGCAAUGCGCUCCUUUGCUGAUAACUUUCCCACCAUGUGCGAGACACACAGUGCGCUUAUCGAAUUAAUUAGAGAUAUCUACACGCAUCCGCAGUUAAGCCGAAGCGAGUACGCAUCAAGGCUGGAGCCUCUAUUUAUGCAGGCUUUGAAGUAUGAGGGAGGGGCUCUGCACUCCACGUUGUAUCGGGUUUACCAAAAAGGGAUUGGUGUUUCUGUGUUUCGUCGCCUCCAAUACCUUUUUGAGGUUCAAAAUUGGGCCUCUUCCGCCUCUUCUUUUUGGAUCAAACACUUUGUGGCGCUUAUUCUUUCUGUUCUCUCUGGGACACAAGAUUUGGUCGAGCUCCUAUCGAGCCGGAUCGAGCUUAAUCCCAUGGAUGGUGCCAAAGGGGCUACAUCGACGGUGCUAGGAGACUCAUAUAGCGGGACGCCCAGCGGAAUAGCUUCCAAUGUGCUCAAGGCGCACGCGGAAUGGCUGCACGAAAUGGCGAAUGAGAAAGCUGCAUGCCUUGUGAUACCCCUGAUGGAGCUUUGCCAGCUCUCCUGUGUUUUGUCAGGAAACCUGUUUGAGCAGUUGUUUCCGCCACUCUUUGGCAGUUUGGGAAACGAGCAACAGCAAAGUCUAGUGGGCUCUUUGACCUCAAUGUUUUGCCAAAAGUUUCUUGUCAAGUCCAACUCCUACGCUUUCAACCCCGCGCAUACGCUGCUUAAAGCCGUUUUAAAUACUCCGGGAAUCUGUCUUCCGUCGUCAUUGCUACGCUACUUGGCCAAGACCCACAACGCUUGGCAUCUUGUUGUUGAGGAACUUCGUGGGAGAUUUUUGCAGUGCAGAAGUGGGCCACCGCCUACACUGCCGAGUUUUCCGGAUGAUGUUAAGCUCCCUUCCCUCCCGGUUUUUGAGCUUUCUGAGAAAGUUUUGAGAGGGCACCUCCAUCAGAGCCGACUUCUUGUGAAAGACGACCCCCAGGAGCUUCUGCGAGUCAUUAGCGACUUGUAUAAGAGGCUCAACGAAUUUGAUUUGUGGCACGGCUUAUGGCUGUGCAACUCGGUUUAUCCGGAAACUGCACUUGCCCUCUCCCUUGAGCAAAAUGGCUUGUGGGACAGAGCUCAGGUUGUCUAUGAGAAGGCAAUGACGAAACACCGUCUGGACGAGUUUGUCAAAAAUGAAUUUGAGUUAUGGGAAGAGCGCUGGAUAUUCUGCUCUAAAAACUUAGACCAAUGGAACUUGCUUUUAAACUUGGGCCAGUCGGAGGGCCUUCCUGAGCUGAUUCUCGAAAGUGCGUGGAGGCUAAAUGAGUGGGAAAUCGAAAAGGAAACGCUUGAGAUCGUGGAAGCCGUUCAGGCAGAGAGCGCCAAACUCAAGCUCUUCCGUGCUUUCUUGAGCUUCCAUUGGGGGCAUUCCUCCGACGUGCAACCGCUGGUCUCUCGUGGUCUCCAGCUCGUUUUAAAUGAAUGGCGGGCUCUGCCGUAUAUCGUCUCCAGCUCUCAUGUCCCCUUGUUAGAGUUGUUCCAGCAGUACAUCGAAGUGCAGGAGUCUGCUCAGCUUUUGCAAACGGCGCAGUCCUAUGAUAGUGGAAACAGUUCGCGCAUUGAAAACGACUUGAAAGUUAUUUUGAACACGUGGAGAGACAGGCUUCCUGGCAAGUGGGACGACAUUACAGUGUGGAACGACAUUCUUACUUGGAGACACCACGUGUUUAUGAAGCUUGCUGAAACUUUUCAGAAUGUGCAAUUUCGCUCGGAAAUUAGUCCACCUUUACUCUUCUGUGGGUACCACGAAAUUGCUUGGUCCAUCAACCGGUUUGCACGUGUCGCCAGGAAACAUCACUUACUAGACAUAUGCUUGAGUGCUCUUAGCAAAAUCUACACGCUGCCAAACAUUGAAAUAGACGAAGCUUUUAAAAAGUUGGUUGAGCACUCGAAGUGCUAUCUCCAGUUAUCAAGAGACUACCUCUCCGGCUUGGGGAUCAUACAGUCGACCAACUUGAAUUAUUUUGGUAGUAAACAAAAGUCGGUGCUCUUUACACUGAAGGGGCGCUUCCUCCACCGUUUAAACAGUCUAGAGGAUGCUAAUGCGGCCUUCUCCACGGCCGUCCAGCUUAACGAUACCUCCGAGAAAAGCUGGUUCGCUUGGGGAGACUUCUGUUACCAGCUUUUCUUGAGCAACCGGCAAACACUCUGGGGAAUAAGUGCAAUGAAUUGCUUAUUAUAUGCUGCACGUGCCAAGAAAUCCAAGAUUGCCAUACCGAGGGCUCUCUGGCUGCUCAGCUAUAACAACAACCAAGACGAGUCAACAACCGAAAUAGUGAACCGCCCUAAAAGCCUCGCGCAGGCUUUCGAAAAGUACUGCCAGGGCAUCCCUUCUUACUGCUGGCUGCCUUGGAUCCCACAGUUGAUAAUCUAUCUACUACGACCGGAAGCCAUGAGUGUCCUGCCCGCCAUUAAAGCACUUAUCCACCACCACCCGCAAGCUCUCUAUUACCCUCUGCGAACACUUUUUUUGGAGGUCCUCUCCAGUCUGCAAAGGUUACCAGCCGCGUGCUCGGAGCCCUCCACGCCACAGUCGAUCCAGGACUCGCAGUCGGGCACUUCAAAACCUGUCAAGACUUCUUCUCCGUCCCCACGUGUCCAACAGCUUACUGCUUCUUUGACCCUCCUUAAGCAAAUGACGGAUGCCGUCAGAGCCGCCCACCCCGCUCUAAUAAGCGGACUGGAAAAGAUUAUAGAAGAGUUCAAUACCAAGUUUCGCUCUACUCCACUGGAAGAUCUUUUGCGCACGACACAAGUAUUAUUAACGGAGUGCCUUCAGCGAGCAUUUUCUGCUGUUUUUAAUGAACAUUCCUCGGGAACUGAAACAGUUUCACUGAAUGUCCACAAGAACUUGCGCCGCGUCAGGGAUACGCUGUUUAUCCCUGAACAUGUGGACGUUUAUUCCUAUAGGGAACAGUUUGAAAAAGACUUUGGGUCGCCUCCAGAAGGCGGUCUUCCACUCGCUUAUGCCAUUGAAAAGCUCCGCUUCUGGCAUCAAAUUUUGUCCCAGAAAGUGAAAAGUCUUCCCUCCUUUCAGAAUCUGGACAAAUUUUCUCGUUAUCUUGCAGAGUAUUCCAGUAGCGAAGUGGAAGUGUUUGGAUCGCAUUUCCACGGCGUUCAUAUAUCCGACUCGCAAGUCAAAAUUGAUCGUUUUGAGCCGCUUGUUCAUCUCGUUCAUAAGCACAGCGCAUCUUCAAGAAGAAUAACAGUGCGUGGAGAAGACGGCGCGUACUAUCACUUUUUAACUCAGCCCUCGCCGCAAAGCCACGCUAGAGCUGAAGAAAGAAUCGUCCAACUAUUGCGCUUGCUGAAUGUCUCCCUCAGCGAACGUAAAGAAAUGAGGAAAAGAAACAUUCAGUUCUACACGCCAAGUAUGAUCCCCCUUUCUUUGAGCUUCCGAUUGGUCCAGGACAACGAUUCCUUUAUCUCCCUUGAGGAUGUCUUGGCCGAGUUUUGCGAGACGAUGAACAAAGAUGUGGAUUACCCAGUAAUGCUCUGCUACAGAGAACUGUGCUCCUUGGAAAAGGGACAGGAGCAGUUUAGCCCGCGGGAAUUUAAUCUGACCAUGUUUUACAAGAUUAGCCCUUCUGUAGUUCCCAAUGAUUUGAUUACUAAAUUUAUAUACAAGACCCACACCAACGAGGUGGACGCCUGGAUGUUUCGAAAGUACUUUACCUGCCAGAUGGCUAUCAUCAGCUUUAUCAACUAUACUAUGCACAUGGCCAACCGCCUGCCCUACACCAUCCACUUUUCUCUUAAUAACGCUAAAGUCUAUUCUUCGGAUCUCUACACAAGCGUUCCCACCCCAGUGCUCCACUGCGAAGGCAUCAUGGAAGUUUCCACGCCUGUGCCAUUCAGACUCACACCAAACUUACAGAACUUCAUAACGGAGGAGGGGCUCCACGGGCCGUUCACUGGAGUUUUUGCGGCCCUUGCCAGUUGUUUGAGCAAUCCCGAAUUUAAAUUCGUAGAUUACCUUAAUAUUCUGUUUCGAGAUGAAGUGCUAAAUUGGUACCAUUCUCAAGUGAAUUCUUCAGUUUUACCCAAUAAUGAAACAUUGAUUGCCAACGUGAACUCCAACGUGAACCCUCUUAUAGAUCGCAUACGAACGUUGAUCCCUGAAAACAUGAAUACGGUCAAACUUUUCGAGUUAAGCACUUCUGCAAAUUACAGAAUCACUGAACUCAUUGAGAGAGCAGUGAAUCCAGAGAAGUUGAGUCAGAUAGACCCCACGUGGCAUCCUUGGCUUUGAAGAUUAUCAGUCUGUGUUAGUGAUUAGACCCCUCCUGCGCGUAGCUCGUAGAGGUAAAAUAAACAAGCGACACGAAGCCAUUGUACAG
Zophobas morio is the source of this 5875-nucleotide messenger RNA. RefSeq names its product transcription-associated protein 1-like. The record is from RefSeq and is a predicted model, not a curated record. Gene Ontology annotation, molecular function: protein binding. NCBI's taxonomy places the organism in Eukaryota, Metazoa, Arthropoda, Insecta, Coleoptera, Tenebrionidae. Bases 1 to 5787 code for a protein of 1928 amino acids. Gene Ontology annotation, biological process: regulation of DNA-templated transcription; DNA repair. The transcript has 45 exons. Gene Ontology annotation, cellular component: NuA4 histone acetyltransferase complex; SAGA complex; nucleus.